Messenger RNA from Lotus japonicus, 2430 nucleotides. RefSeq names its product disease resistance protein RPS2-like. Bases 1 to 2124 code for a protein of 707 amino acids. The transcript has 4 exons. The record is from RefSeq and is a predicted model, not a curated record. Lineage: Eukaryota; Viridiplantae; Streptophyta; Magnoliopsida; Fabales; Fabaceae.
AUGUGGGCAAUUACUUCAGGAUAUUGGUGUAUUCUCAAGUCAACUGCUGGUGGUGUGGUGCUUGUAUCAAGAUUCAAGAGGUUAAGGGAGCAGAACAUCAAUCAAGCCCAUAGAUCAGGGAACAUAACCAAGAAGCCCGAGACAAAUAUGGAUGCUAUUGCUAGCGUAGCUUCAAACGUGGCUGUACCUUUACUACGAAACAUAACCUAUGUAUUGAUGUACAACAGUUACCUCACAGACCUUGAGAGUGCAUGCAGCUGUAGAGGAAGCACAAGCAUUCAACCUGUAGCAAUGAAAGUGUCCAAAAGCUGUGCUGGUUUGCCACUUUUGUUAGUCACAAUGGUGGACGCGUUAAAGAACAAGGAUUUUUAUGCUUGGAAGGAUGCGCUAGAGCAGAUAGAAAAUUUUGACCUGGAUGGAUGCUUUUAUUCUCAAGUGCAAUCUUCUAUUGAGAUGAGUUAUAAUUAUUUAGAAAGCCAAGAACUCAAAACGUUCUUCCUCCUUUUGGGUUCAAUGGGAAAUGGUUGUAGCACCAAAGAUUUGUUGGUGUUUGGUUGGUGCUUGGGUUUGCAUAAACAUGUUGAUACACUGGCAGAUGGGAGAAACAGACUUUACAAAUUGAUAGACAACCUGAGAGCUGCUUGUUUGUUAUUUGAAGGGAAAAGAGAUUCGCUUGUGAUGCUCGAUAUUGUUCGCAAUGUCGCUGCAUCCAUUUCAUCCACGGUCAAACCUUUCUUCACUGUACAGAGAAACACUGAACUGAAAGAAUGGCCAAGAAUGGAUCUCUUUAAAACUUGUCAUCAUAUUUUCCUGGACUGGUGUUUUGUCCAUGAACUUCCUGAGAUGUUAGAAUGUCCCAAGUUGAAGAUACUCCAACUCAACUGUCAAGGCAACAAUUUGAAAGUUCCUGACAAUUUCUUUGUUCUGAUGAAAGAAUUGAAGGUCCUAAGUUUAGGAGGAGUGAAUUGUACUCCAUCCCUUCCUCCAUCUCUUGGUCUUUUGACAAACCUCCAAUCGUUGAGUCUGUUCAAAUGCAUGUUGGAAGACAUUAGUAUUGUUGGACAAAUCCCAACUUUAGAGAUUCUCAACCUUGAAAAUUCUGAGCUCAAAGAGCUCCCUGCAGAAAUAGGAGAAAUGACUCAUCUACGGUUGCUAUAUUUGACUGAUUGCUCCACACUAGGAGAAAUACCUUGCAACCUAUUAUCUAGUUUGACUAGCUUGGAAGAGCUCUACAUGGGGAACUGUAAUAUUCAAUGGGAGGCCGAGGGAAAUGAAAAUGAAAUGACUAAUUCAAGAUUGAGUGAGUUAAGACAUUUGCAUGGACUAAAAACUUUGAAUAUGCAGAUAAAAUAUACUUCAGUUUUUCCUAGAGACUUGCUAGCCUUUGGAAAACUUGAAAGCUACAAGAUUAUCAUCGGGGAUGGAUGGAAAUGGUCCGCUGUGGAGUCUGAGAAUUACCAAACUUCAAGAGUUCUUAAGCUAAAUUUGAGCAUGGAUCCAAGCAUUCUUAUGGAUUAUGGGAUGAAGUUGCUGAUGAUUCACGCUGAAGAUUUGUAUUUAGCUGAACUAAAGGGUGUCAAGGAAAUACUUUAUGAAUUGAAUGAUGAAGGAUUUUCACAAUUGAAGCAUCUUAAUAUCCAAAACUGUGAUGAAAUGCAGAGCAUUAUUGGCUCAACUGAGUGGGCUCAUCAUGAUCAUGCCUUCCCCAAAUUGGAGUCUUUGAUCAUUCACAGUCUGAUUAACAUGGAGAGAAUAUGCACUGGCCCACUUCCAGCACAAGCUUUUACCAAACUGCAACUUAUCAAAGUAAAGGGUUGUGAUAGGAUGGAGUCUGUUUUAUUGCAUUCCAUGGUUAAACACCUUUCUGAACUUCUGGAAAUUGAGAUUUCAGAAUGUAAAGAUAUGACCUAUAUCAUAGCCAAGGAAGAACAAGAGGAUGCUGGACAAACUAGCAAGAUCAGGCUCCCGAAAAUGCGUUCUCUAACGCUUGAAUCCUUACCUUCACUUGUUAGUCUUUCACCUGAGUCGCACAUUAUUGGUACUGAAAACACCAAUGAUUUCUCCAGUGCACCUGAAAAAAGAAAAAAGAUUCUAGCCGAUAUGGAUUCCUUCAUCUUGCAUUAACCAUUAAUUUUGCAACGAAGAACACAGUGUCUAAUAGGUAUAGGCUUAAACAGAGAAGAAAAAUGACUAAUUGUAACUAACUUUUAGUUAGUUAGGUGUUAGCUGUAAAUAGAGGAAUCAAAGCCUCAGUUAGGAGUUUUUGAUUUAGUUGGAAUUGGUUGGGCUGGUUUAUUAGGAACUAGAGUUUACUUUCGAAAUAAAAGAUUUCUAUCUCUACUUUCAAGAACACAUAAACAUGGCAGUCAGGACUAGGGACCUUGAUACUGUUAUCAAAAGAGAAAAGAAAAAUAAUAUUUUUAAAGAGAG